Penicillium egyptiacum is the source of this 2994-nucleotide messenger RNA. Lineage: Eukaryota; Fungi; Ascomycota; Eurotiomycetes; Eurotiales; Aspergillaceae. The record is from the annotation of a GenBank genome assembly.
AUGGAUCCGAUUUUGGAUGGCUUGAAUCAUGCUCAGCGAGAAGCUGUCACUUCAUCUGGCUCAAUCCUACAAGUACUCGCACCACCGGGCUCGGGCAAGACAAAAACAUUGACCGCACGCGUCGCAUACCUCCUCUCACACCACCGAUACCAACCACAAGAUGUUAUCUGCUGCACAUUCACUAUCAAAGCCAGCCGUGAGAUGCGGGAGCGGCUCGCAAAACUCAUCGGAGAAAAACUCGAAUCGCGCUUGAUUCUCGGCACUUUCCACUCCAUCUGUCGUCGCUACUUGGUCAAGUACGGAUACUUGAUCGGCCUGCGGAAGGGGUUUGGCAUUGCCGAUUCGGAUGAUACCCGCGCAAUUAUCAGAAGAACUAUUAAACGUCUGAAGUCUAGCAUUGAAGUCAAGGCGGCACAAGGCCGAAUCUCUCGACAUAAAGCACAUGGUCUCAGUCCUGAUGCCCUGGCCGAUAGAGCCAAAGCGGAGGAGUUGGAGCUUGUUGAUAUCUAUCGUGACUACGAAUCAGCACUGGCGGCCUCCAAUCUCUUGGAUUAUGAUGACCUCCUUCUGCGAUGUGGAGAUCUGCUCCGAGAUCACCCAGAAUGUGUCUCAAAUGUGCAGGCUGUUUUGGUGGAUGAGUUCCAGGAUACCAACAUCAUACAAUAUGAACUAAUGAACCUCUUCGCAUCUAAGAACCGACGGAUCACCAUCGUCGGGGAUCCCGAUCAAAGUAUCUACGGGUUUCGUUCUGCGGAGAUCCAGAAUCUCAAGCGGAUGCAGCGGCGAUAUUCAAACACGACGGUUGUGCUCUUGGAAGACAAUUACCGCUCUGCUGCUUCUAUCUUGAAUGCAGCCCAAGAAGUGAUUGAGCAGGAUACGAGUCGGCCUGCCAAGGCACUCCAAGCGACGCACUCCUUCGGAACUUUGCCCGUGCUGAGAAAGCUCCCAAAUCCCAACGCAGAGGCGCAGUGGAUGGUACUUGAAAUCAAGCGCUGUGCAGCAAUGACCGGCGGUCUAUUACGGAUGUCUGAUUUCGCUGUCCUGCUUCGGUCAGCUUCGCUGUCUACACAGAUUGAAACGGCCUUUGGAAGGGCCGGUAUACCAUACAAGAUGGUCGGAGGCCGAAAGUUUUUCGAUAGAACCGAAGUAAAGAUAAUUCUCAACUAUAUGAGGGUUGUUAGCCACACCGGGCAUUCGGACGCGUUGAUGAAUAUCUUGAAUGUUCCGCCACGAAGGAUUGGCGACGAGACAGUCAAGCAAUUGACUAGUGGUGCGGAGAAGGCCAACAUUCCACUGUGGAACUUCACCAAGGAUGUCAUCCAAGGGCGCCGCUCGACUGAGAAGAAGCUGCAAAAGGCUGCAGAGCAGGGACUUUGCACUUUGGUCAAGUUGAUAGAAGCCUCUAGACAGAAGUUGCAAGAGUGUGAGGAUGCAUCUGCUCCACGUAUUCUGAUUGAGUUCAUUGCCGAACGUCUCUCGUUCCAGGAGUAUCUCAUCAGGACAUAUCCUCUUGACGAAGACAGUCGCUGGGCGAAUGUCAGGGAAUUGAUGCACCAAGCCAGUGAAGUUGCAGCAUUUGAAGAAGAGGAGGUUGAUAAAGAAAUGGAUCUCCCUGAAAUCGAAGGUGUGCAGCAAGAGCAGGCACAUUCUGGCGAAGAGGCUCUUACUCGGUUCCUGGCAAAUGUCGCCUUGGCUACGGAGAUCACAACCAAAGAAGAAACCAAGGAGGGAGACCAGCCAGCGGAGAAAGUCACUAUUUCAACUAUCCACGCUGCCAAGGGCCUGGAGUGGCCAGUCGUGUUUGUUCCCGCAGUAUACAACGGGAGCAUUCCUCACUCGCGUGCGGAGGUAGUAGAAGAAGAGAGACGAUUGCUGUAUGUCGCAAUGACAAGAGCACAGGCCCUGUUAUACCUGAGUAUUCCUCUUCGACAACCCCGGUUAGGAGAAGGAGAAGACGGUGCGACCACUUUGACACCAUUCCUUCCUCCCAAGUUGACUAAAACGCGCUUUCGGCAAACCGGACCGUCUCUUCAUGAGAAGGUGGUGUAUGCAAUUGCCGAUAUUCUGCGUCGCCCUCGGCCGUCUUUAGAUGACAUCUACAAGGGGCUCGAGUUUCUUCCAUCAACGCUGGAUGACCGAUGGACGCCCGAGGGCGAGGAAGACAGCAGCAAAUUCGAUAGCACAACUACCUCUCACGAUGCCUCUGGGGAGCCCAAUCCAAAGCGACGGCGGUCAGACAUGAACCAGGGGCCGAAAUCGACCACCUAUAUCUCAUCGACUGGGUAUACCAUGAAUAACUCGACGGGGUUUACAAUUCCUACAACCGUUUCAUCGGGUUUUACGUCUGCCCGGGAUUACAUAGCGGCCAACCCCGAGCCUCCCGCAGAGUCAGCCUCAAAGCCUCCGGCAGCUGCAGACGCAGAUGCAGCUGGGCCAAACAAACCGAAACCUCUUAGCAGUGCAGGCCGUAAAGACGGACUAACACAAGCAAGCAUAUCCAACUUUUUUGCAGGCCCAGGAUCCUCCCAGAAGAGGGAACCAGUUCUGCCUAGCCAGCCACAGCCUCCAUCAUCCCGCAGAUACGAAGGGGUACCGUCGCAGAACCAAUGCUCAGGGGCAAGAAGCAUCGUCCCAGCUACUCUCUCCUCUCACCGUGUCCAGCCUCGACCACUUAUUCCAACGCGGCCGACACUGGAGCCUACGAAUCCCAAUGGCUACACGUGGCUCGCAGCUCCAUCAAAACCAACAAGCCUGAAACCUGCCAGCAUGUCGAUGACGCAGGAACAGAGCGGCAACAAUCCUUCAGGCGGAACAGCCGGGCCAGACGAGGUGAAACCCGAGAGCUCCAGCCGCGGGUUCAAGCCGGUGACGACGUUCCACAGCACGACGAUGUCAAUGGUUCAACAAGCACCGCGACGGACGUUGGGAAUUCGGCGGAGCAUGAACGGGUGGCAAGACCGGAUGAAGCGAGAGGGCGGUGGACAGGCGAGCUGA